Physcomitrium patens is the source of this 2698-nucleotide messenger RNA. The record is from RefSeq and is a predicted model, not a curated record. Lineage: Eukaryota; Viridiplantae; Streptophyta; Bryopsida; Funariales; Funariaceae.
UUUCGUCUCCGCUUUCGCUUUCUGGGCGAGUGAGAGACGCAACGAAGAAGAGGAUUGCCGCCAAGCUCCACUCGCAGUAGCAGGAUCUGUGCAAUUGCAGCAUCAGAGUUGCAAUCUUCGCUUGUUUAGGGUGAGGGAGCGAGAGACACACGCGCACUGACUACAGCUCGGCGAGAUGGAGGUCUCUUUGGACCCCUUGCCCCUGAAACGGGUGCUGGCUAUGGAGGAGAGUGGCACGGAGCUUCUUCCGCCGCAUCGAAGACUCUUAAUUGCAACCCUUUCUAACUAGCGAACAGCUUAUUACUGAAGCAAUCUAAGUAGGAAGGAACAUUGCUCCCAUGGUUUCGCUGGAACUGCACAAUUUGGAGGUCGAACGACAGGGUUUUACACAUAUUUUUAGGAGAGCCAAGUCAAGAGGAAAAAUCUCUUGCAUUGCUAGGUCGACUUGACUUUGGUCAAGAGUUUAAAAAAAUAAAGAAAGAGGAAGAUGGCAAUAAAAAAGAGGAGAAAGAAAAGGAGAUAGUUCAAGUGUGGCCUUGGCAAGGACUUGUAGACCAUUUGCAGCAGGCGCACCACGAGUUGGCAAUCAUCCUUGACAUGAUCAAUCAUGUGGAAGCAGGCGAAGCAGUGGCUGUUGCAAGGAUGGAAAGACCAAAACUACAGCCGCAGGAGAUAUGCUCUGACGUGGCCUUGCGAGCCUCCUCUAAACUCCAUCACUUUCGUAAUGUGGGAAAAUACUUAAAACGUUCGGCACAAUCAUUGGAGCAACAAGUUGAAAGAGAGGCAGUUUUUUAUGGGGCUCUUAUGAGACUUCAGCGGAACUGGAAAGUCAAGCGGCAACGUGGAGUAGCAGCUGGUCCAGGUGGCAGUGCAGGGUUCUCUAUUGAUGUAGGAACUUCUGAAAGCGCCCCUUGUCUUAUAACACUUGAGCAGAACUCAGUAGGCUUGUUAACAGCUCAUCUUCCCGCUGCACUCACUCUAUCGUCCCUGCAUGUUACUCUUCUCUCAACGCCAGCUCCGUUCAAAUUUGGGAAAGAUACAGAGCGUUUGUCAGCUACUAGUAAAGAGGGGACGUCUGAUGCUACGGUCUUGCCAGAAGCACCUAAGCCGGGGGAGAGGGGCGUUGGACCAGGUGUAGACAGGGGCGCCACAAGAACUCAAGCUAUGCUUCGGCAAAUUCAGACUGCUAACUUCGAUGCUCAGGUGUUCGAGUGGGUUGGACGGCAGGCAUUGUCAUUAUCGCCUUACAUAAACGUCACUGGCCUUAGCGACACAUGUCUGCAGCUGAGUUUGGGCAAUGCUGCCUCUCUUAACGUGCACCUCACUCCCAUGGCUCCUAUAGCUGAUGAAUCUCAAGGGUCAGAUAAGGUUCUUGCUCCUAGAACACCAGAUCAUCAGAAUCCGAGGCUGCUCCCAAAUGAAGGAAGUCUGAGUGUCUGCUUGCAGCAGGCUUACCAGCGUCAUCUGCAUGGGAGGGAUGAUAAUGCACUUUCUAAGGAGACGGGAAAACAUAAGGAUGGAUAUGCCGAGUCAGCUGGAUUGGUCAAGCAUGUCUCAGCUAUCAUGAAACACCGUGUUGCGAGUGACAAAAUUAUUUCAGUGCUUGAGAAACAGGUUCAUGGAGUUCCAGAGCUCCGGUUUAUAUCACAUCCCACAUGGCACGCUCAGGUGUCAACCUGGGAUCUUUGGUUAGAUGUUCCGGAUUCAGCGUUGUUGGGCAGAUGGCAGGCUAGUGUUGUGUUGAGAGAAGACAUGUUGACAAUUGCAGGACUGCCAUCUGGAAAUGGUAACAGACUGACUUCAACAGCAUGUACGUUGUCAGAGCUCUCACCCUUCCUCCUCUUUCAGAUGGCAGCCCAUUUGGUGACCUGGCUGCAUGCUGAAGCAUCAGGCAUGGGUGUGGAAGCUCGCCUCGAUUCUCUGAGUAUUACAUUUGAACUGGAUAACUUUGAGGAUGUUUCUCUUGUUGCGUCUCCAGCAGUUAAAUCCCACACUAUAAAUUGGUCAUUGAGGCUAUCAGGCAGCAGAACAGAAGAUUCUGAUGCUACAUCACGGUUUCUGGGUCCCUUGCCGUUAGAGACACUCAGGGCUAUUGUUAUUGAUCUUAUGAAUGAGAAGUUGGAUGUAAAACCUGCUGGUGAUGCUUCUCUACGCGGCGAAGGUUUUUUUGGAGCUUAAUAAAUUUGAUCAUCACGCAGGCGCUUGAUUGAAGAUUCCGUAAAGAGCUUGUUGUACCAGUGGAUGGUUUUCAAGUAUACGUACUUUAUCAUGUCAAAUACAUGCGAGCGGUUCUUUUCCAAUGCAAUUCUGAACGUUCAACGUUCCUACAUUUGUACAUUACCCGGAAACUCAUUAUACAAUGGCAAUAUAAUCAGCUAUUGUCAAGUAAAUUGUGAGAGUACUCUUCAAUGGUGGGGCAUUUUUUAAUUUAAUUUUCUUUUACCCAUAAUUCACAUGCACAGGGUGACUUCGAGAGAUAGCUUUAGAGAUGCGUCUCUGACAGAGAUUGAACUGCCUUUUCAUUAAAGAUAUGUCAUUAAAAGGGAACAUCUUCAUCACCUAGAGUAGACUGACUAUACAUUGUUGUUAAUGGCUGAUGUAGUGACAAGAGCCCACUCCUUAAGUUCUCCUUGUUUAGAGAUUGUUUUUCUGUAGCAAAAUUAUGAUAACAGAGAAUGCAACAAGCUGAUUUGAAAGA